Trypanosoma rangeli is the source of this 1362-nucleotide messenger RNA. RefSeq names its product putative RNA pseudouridylate synthase. The record is from RefSeq and is a predicted model, not a curated record. Gene Ontology annotation, biological process: pseudouridine synthesis. The transcript has a single exon. Gene Ontology annotation, molecular function: RNA binding; pseudouridine synthase activity. Lineage: Eukaryota; Euglenozoa; Kinetoplastea; Trypanosomatida; Trypanosomatidae. Bases 1 to 1362 code for a protein of 453 amino acids.
AUGGGCCGCCGGAUUCGGUACAGCCGCCCAAGGGUGGCUCUGCCAGAGACGCUGCUGGACUUUUUGUGCACCCGCUUUUCUUACCUAUCACGUGGUCAGUGGGCUCAGCACCUGACUGCAGGGCACUUGCGGGUUUUUAGACCUGGCGAUAAUAACACUGUAUCAACCUCCGGAGACUACUUGUUGCGCCAAAAUGACGAAAUUUGUUUUGAUCCCCCGCGGGAGCUUGAACCGAACGUUGACGAAUACAUUCACGUUAUGCACGAUGACGACGCAGUUCUCGUGUGCGUCAAGAAUGGCAAUCUGCCGGUAGCAGAGGGGGGGCGCUACUCUGGCAAUACGCUAGUAGGUCUGCUUCAGCGACGCAGCGCGGAAUCUGUCGUUUCUAGGGAGGAUGCGGCCGCAAACAUAAAAAGUGAUCAAAGGAAUGAUGAGGAUGGGGAGGCGGGGAUCGCAGCGACUAAAAAACAUGCGUUGUACCAUCCUGUCCACCGUCUGGACAAGGAGACAUCUGGAUUAGUUGUAUUGGCGAAGCACGCUGCUGCGGCGAGGGUUCUCUCCACACAGUUUGAGCAGCAGUCUGAGCGGAUCACGGAAGAACUUGCAAAGCGAACUGAUUCCUCUAGAUACAAGCUGAGCGCAGAGGAGUUUGAAGAGCUUGUGGCAGAUGAGAAAUAUGUCAACAAAUCCUAUAUUGCUGUCUUGGCUGGUGCGGCUCGUGAAGGGGCUGUGUUUGUCAUGUGUGACCGUAUUGGUUUUCUCUUUGACAAGCUGCUGAAAGAGGAAAAUGCGGAGGCUGUGGUGAAGCAUAUGAAGUUGAAGAAAUUGAAGAUGACAUGCUUUUCUGAUAAUUUAAAGGAAAAUCCAUUGCAGCACGGCCGUCCAGCAAUCUCUCGGAUUCGUAUUUUAGGCAGUGAUAAGACGAUUGGAGUCUCUGUCGCACGUGUGGAUAUUUUAACAGGAAGAACACAUCAAAUACGUCUACACUGCGCCCAGCUAGGCUACCCUGUGCUUGGCGACAAGUUAUACGAUACGACUACGCCAGGUGUGGUGGGCGGCGGAUGCGCCGUUGCAGAUGACACGUAUCUUGCGAGAGCGAGGGAAAGUAAGAGCCUAGUAAGUGCAGUGGCACCACGUUUACGGGUGAAGCGGCAUCUUUUACACGCAGCUGUGCUGUCGUUUCUGCACCCCGUUACUGGGGAGCGCAUGACGUAUUUCGCGGACCCACGUGAGUGGUUUCUUCGUGAUAUCGUGGAGGAAGCGGGGGGAUCGACUGUAAAAACAACUGCAGAUGGAAGCUGUUCAGCUCUUGAGACGCUGCAGCAACUCUUGGGGAGGGCGGUGGAUGUGUUGGACCCUUGA